AUGAUGCUCAAUUCUGUAACUCUUUCAGGGUGGGUGUCACGUGCUUGUUCUCUUCUCCCAUCUCCCGCAGCUUCUGGACAGGAGGAAGCAAAGGGCUCCCAGCCCGCCAUCUGUGAUGUCUCUGAGGAGCUGAGCAGGCAACUGGAGGACAUCCUCAACACGUACUGCGUGGACGCCAGCCAGGAGGGCCCCGGGGAUGAGGGGGGGCAGAACGAGCCUGCAGAGCCUGAUGAGGCAGAGAAGUGCCGGAGCGAAUCCCCACGCAACGGGGAGCAGGAGCCGGGCUGCCCGGAGAUUAACGGGGAGAAGGAGGGCUUGAAGGGGCCCGAGGAGUUCCGGACCGGCGACGAGUGCGGGGAGCGGGACCAGAAACGGACCCAGGAGAAGAAGAAAGCCAAGGGGCUUGGCAAGGAGAUCACACUGCUGAUGCAGACACUGAACACACUGAGCACCCCGGAGGAGAAGCUGGCAGCACUGUGCAAGAAAUACGCUGAACUGCUGGAGGAGCACCGCAACUCCCAGAGGCAGAUGAGGGUCCUGCAGAAGAAGCAGACGCUGCACAUACAAGAGAAGGACCACCUGAGGAGUGAGCACAGCAAAGCCAUCCUGGCCCGCAGCAAGCUGGAGAGCCUGUGCCGGGAGCUCCAGAGGCACAACCGCACACUCAAGGAGGAAGGGGUGCAGCGUGCACGGGAGGAAGAGGAGAAGCGCAAGGAGGUGACAUCCCACUUCCAGGUGACACUGAACGACAUCCAGCUGCAGAUGGAGCAGCACAACGAGCGGAACUCCAAGCUGCGCCAGGAGAACAUGGAGCUGGCUGAGCGGCUAAAGAAGCUCAUUGAGCAGUACGAGCUGCGGGAGGAGCACAUUGAUAAAGUGUUCAAACACAAGGACCUGCAGCAGCAGCUGGUGGACGCCAAGCUCCAGCAGGCCCAGGAGAUGCUGAAGGAGGCAGAGGAGAGACACCAGCGGGAGAAGGACUUUCUGCUGAAAGAGGCUGUGGAGUCGCAGCGAAUGUGUGAACUGAUGAAGCAGCAGGAAACCCACCUCAAGCAGCAGUUGGCCCUCUACACUGAGAAGUUUGAGGAGUUCCAGAACACGCUUUCUAAAAGCAGCGAGGUGUUCACCACGUUCAAACAGGAGAUGGAGAAGAUGACUAAGAAGAUCAAGAAGCUGGAGAAAGAGACCACCAUGUACCGAUCUCGCUGGGAGAGCAGCAACAAGGCUCUGCUGGAGAUGGCUGAAGAGAAAACCCUUCGGGACAAGGAGCUGGAAGGGCUGCAGGUGAAAAUACAGCGUCUAGAGAAGCUGUGCCGAGCCCUCCAGACCGAGCGCAACGACCUGAACAAGAAGGUGCAGGACCUGUGUGCCCACACGCCCCAGGCUGAGGUAGAGAUGCCAGAACCCCUGAAGGAUCCAUCUCGGGACAGCUCAGCUGAGCCGGCACCUGGGGGCCUAGCUGAGGAUUGCCUUCCUCCCGUGAAGCCGCCGCACAGCACAGACCCGGCAGAGAACCCCGGGGAACUGAGCAUAGGAGCUUUGGGCCAGACGGGGACUGAGGAGUGCACUCACUGUGCCAACUGAGCCCUUCAUCUGGCAGGUGGAGGUGGAGGUGGGGGAAGGGAGGGGACCAUGAAUGUUUCACAGACUGAUCCAAUGUCCUUCCCUUGGGCCCUGGGCUGGGGCGAGAGCCCGGCCUUUGCGGGGCUUCAAGAUUUUCCAGUUUAGGCUUUUGGAGUAUUUUUAAUAUAUAUCUAACGUAUAAAACUGUGCAGGGUAACACACUUUUAUAUACGGAUCUAUAUAAACUAGAUUGACCCACAUCCCCGCGUGUGCGUGGCUGUCUGGUAUGCAGAGACUCCGCUCAUCGGCCACUUCCCAAAAAGACCUUGUCACGGGGAGGGGGCUACAGGCUCCUUCAAGAGCUGGCGUAGCCCAGGAGAUGAGAUGCACAAAUGUCCCCAGUCCCCCACCUUGGCCCCAGUUUGUCUCAUCCAGGUGGUUGGAAAUGUCCAUAGUGCCACCUGCAGUGGCAGUGCUUUUAACACUAAAGCAGAGGUGGGGAGGAUUGGAGUGGUCCCUAACUUUGGAUUCUCCUUUUCUUCCUAAUUUAAAACCAGCCUGGCUGUGGGCAGGGCACUGGCAGGACUGGGGCUGCUGGGAUUGGCUUGCCUGUUUUCUUCCCUGGCAAGCAGCUGUGUCUCUGCAUUGUAGUCGGGUUGGAAGGAGGACAGAAUUGAUCUGUGGAAGGAACCAGGGAAGCCGUGGGUGGCCUGGGCUUCCCAGAACCCCCCCGGCCAGGCCCUUGCUAUUCCCAGUGUCUCAAUAGCCUUAUCAUUCACAGUUGCCUCUAUGCUAUACGCACACACGUACAAGUGUAUUAAACAGUUAAUCCAAAGGUCUGCUUCCCAUGUGUUUGCACAAGAGUGUCUGAGGGGUGUGUGAGGGAGCAGGUCGGUCUCCCAUUUGGUCUGAAUUGCUCUUCCUUGUGGAAGGACCAAACCCCUUGGUGUUGAGCUGGAAGUGAGGUGGGUUUUCAAAGCAGGGGGCCAUGAAGAGGAAACCUCAGCCUCCCUGCUCCUGCCGCAGCAUGCCUGGGAUCAUCAUGGAUGUACCCUGGACUGAGCUGGGAGCUGUCUGCAUGGACCUUCCGCUGGCUGGGCCAAGCUGGUGCCCUGCUGCUAGGGCAGGCUCUUUUACUUCAGACAGCCCCUCUGCAAGCGGCCUGCCCCAGACAUCCACGCCGUCAUCUGUCUGUCUGAGCGACCACUGCUCUGCACUGGAGGACUCCCCGUGGGGACGGCACCCCGCCAUCUCCCUUCAGGAUGGGUGGGCUGUGAGAUGCUCCAUCCAGCCCGCACGUGCAGAGAAUCCCUGAUGUGGGCAAAUCUCAUCACCAACAUCAGCCUUUCCUAAGCAAGGGCUCAAGGGAUUGCCUCAGUUGCCUGUGGCUCUAGACUUCCCUCCUUUCCAGCACAGACCUCUGCCUCUGCCGUGCUCUGCAGGCUCAAACAUUUUAGCUCGCAACAUACUUCUGCAUCAUCCUUUGACCAGCACAGCUCUCCAGGGUGUCUCCGUGGACCUGUUUGCUGGAAGAGCUCUGAUUCUUCUUUCCCUCUUCCAUAUUUCUCUUGGGGACAUUGGCUCUUCUAGUAGUUUCUCCCUAGAUACCUGCAUGGGACCCGUGUGAACCAUUGGUGUCGCUGCUGUCCAGAUCAGCCAGUGGGAGGUGCUGCCGAGUGCCAGUCUGAGCACCAGCUGCCUGGUACGACACUGCCCUUUGCGGCUGGCUCGGGUUUCAAGUGGAAGCAGGGCUGAACAAGCCAAAAUCUUCCUGGUCUUCACGGAGCAGGAAUCCUGCAUCUGCCCAUCACCCAGGGGCUCUCCCUUGAGCAGUGCAACACCUCAUUCUCCACAGAGCUCGGCUUUGGUUUUGUCUCCUGCUUCCCUUGCUUUGGCCACUGCUGCUUUCUGCGCAGGGAGGUCUCUGCCUCUCAGCACAAACUGGGACUUGCUGAGCCAGAGAAUGUAUUGCGGCCUGCUGGGACCAUGCCUCAUUUCCGCAAGGCUCAUUAAGCAGAAGGCCUGCAAGCUGCAUCCUGACCCCCUUCCAGCUCUUGCUUUGUGAAAACUCUUACAAAUGCCCCAGCUCUUUUUGCUCUUACAAAAUGCCCCGUCUCCGGGGCCUGUUGUAUGUGUCUUCAUAGCUAAUAGAAACGCAAUGCAAACAG
Molecule: messenger RNA, 3731 nt
Organism: Alligator sinensis (Chinese alligator)
Lineage: Eukaryota; Metazoa; Chordata; Crocodylia; Alligatoridae
Gene: TXLNA
Product: taxilin alpha
Exons: 10
Coding region: 1-1584 (527 amino acids)
Molecular function (GO): syntaxin binding
Source: RefSeq, a predicted model, not a curated record